CUUUUCUUUCUACUCUAUUCAAUCACCCUCUGUAUUUCCCUCUCAAAGCUUACGAUGUUUCCAAAGUUCAUGAGUCCCUUCAAGGUGGAAUCACAAGAAGGGAAGCAGCUGAACAAAAGAAGAAGAAAACAUAUAAGCUCAAUUCAGAGUACCCAUAUGAAUGUUGGUCUAAGGGUUCUCACCCAAAUUACAAAUUCUAAGACCAAAUCAAAUGUUCUUGUGAAAUCUGCAGUUAGAAAUACAAACCAAACCAUCCCUAUAGACUUUUGCUUCCUUAAAGCUUGCAACCUAUGCAAUAAGCAGCUAAGGCCAGACAAAGAUAUCUACAUGUACAGGGGAGAUCAAGGUUUCUGCAGUAUAGAGUGCCGCAACAGACAAAUAGUUUUGGAUGAGAUGAGAGAAUUAGAGAGCUCUACAAAACAAAUUGUGGCAUCUUAUAGGCAAUGUUGUAAUAAGGCACGUUACAGAGACUUGAAUCUAAAGUCUAAACCUUUUUCAUGUAAUCAAAGGCACUGACAAUAAUUUUGUAAAGAGGGUCUCUCUGAAUCCCUUCACUUUGCUCAAAAUAGCUUAGCUUGAUAAGUAUGGAUCCCAACUAAAAGAUGGAAGAUACAAGUAUUGUUUAUGA
Molecule: messenger RNA, 628 nt
Organism: Gastrolobium bilobum
Lineage: Eukaryota; Viridiplantae; Streptophyta; Magnoliopsida; Fabales; Fabaceae
Product: FCS-Like Zinc finger 17-like
Exons: 2
Coding region: 55-516 (153 amino acids)
Source: RefSeq, a predicted model, not a curated record